Carassius gibelio (silver crucian carp) is the source of this 2659-nucleotide messenger RNA. RefSeq names its product structure specific recognition protein 1a (gene ssrp1a). The transcript has 18 exons. Gene Ontology annotation, molecular function: DNA binding; histone binding; nucleosome binding. The coding region runs from base 169 to 2274 and encodes 701 amino acids. NCBI's taxonomy places the organism in Eukaryota, Metazoa, Chordata, Actinopteri, Cypriniformes, Cyprinidae. Gene Ontology annotation, cellular component: FACT complex; nucleus. The record is from RefSeq and is a predicted model, not a curated record.
UGACCCUUCAACACUUCUUCCGGUUCACUGUUUUCAGAAGCCGGAGGUUUGACGCGGGAAACCGGAGAAUAGAAGAGCUUGAUCGCUGCAGUUAUCGGUGUGUGUUCACAUCAGAUAUCUUCGCCUCCGGGAAACACAACUAUACAUUCAAGUCCUUCUUCAUUCAAAAUGGGAGACACUCUGGAGUUUAAUAACAUUCAAACGGAGUUGAAGGGAUCUUGGAAUGACGGCCGUCUGAGGUUCAGCAAGCAGUCGGUGGUCUAUAAAAGCCAUAAAACAGGGAAGGUGGACAGUAUCUCGGCUCCGGAGCUGUCUGCGGCUCAGUGGCGUCGCGUCUGUCUCGGUCACGGGAUCAAACUGGCCACCAGCGCCGGACACAUCUACAGAUACGACGGCUUCAGAGACACCGAUUUCGAGAAGAUCUCGGCGUUUUUUAAAGCGAACUACAAGGUUGAGUUGGCGGAGAAGGACAUGUGUGUGAAGGGCUGGAACUGGGGCACUGCCAAAUUCUCAGGGUCUCUGCUGUCGUUUGAUGUGAACGAAAGUCCCGUCUUCGAGAUCCCGCUGGCCAGCGUAUCCCAGUGUGCAACAGGGAAGAACGAGGUGACGGUGGAGUUUCAUCAGAACGACGACGCAGAGGUGUCCCUCAUGGAGGUCCGCUUCUAUGUGCCUCCCAACACCGGAGACGACGGAUCGGACCCUGUGGAGGCGUUCGCUCAGAAUGUUCUCUCGAAGGCAGAUGUCAUCCAGGCCACCGGAGACGCUGUGUGCAUCUUUAAAGAGCUUCAGUGUCUGACGCCGAGAGGAAGGUAUGAUAUCCGUAUCUACCCCACCUUCCUCCACCUGCACGGGAAGACGUUUGACUAUAAGAUCCCUUACACCACCGUGCUGCGGCUCUUCCUGCUGCCGCACAAGGACCAGAGGCAGAUGUUCUUCGUGAUCAGUCUGGAUCCGCCCAUUAAACAGGGUCAGACGCGUUAUCACUUCCUCAUCCUCCUCUUCUCUAAAGAUGAAGAGCUGAGUCUGUCUCUGAACAUGAGCGAGGACGAGGUGGAGAAGCGUUACGAAGGCAAGCUCAGUAAGAACAUGUCCGGGUCGCUCUUCGAGAUCGUCAGCAGGGUCAUGAAGGCUCUGGUCAACAGGAAGAUCACGGUGCCCGGAAACUUCCAGGGUCACUCGGGCUCUCAGUGUAUAACGUGUGCGUACAAGGCGAGCUCAGGGCUGCUGUAUCCUCUGGAGCGAGGCUUCAUCUACGUGCACAAGCCUCCGGUUCACCUGCGCUUCGAGGAGAUCUCCUGCGUGAACUUCGCCAGAGGAACCACCACCACACGCUCCUUCGACUUCGAGAUCGAGACCAAGCAGAACAACCAGUACACCUUCAGCAACAUCGAGAGGGAAGAAUACGGGAAACUCUUUGACUUUGUCAACGCCAAGAAGCUGAACAUCAAGAACAGAGGAAUCAAAGAGGGCAUGAAAGGAGCCGACGGCUACAGCGACUCUGAUGAAGACCAGCAUGAUGCUUACCUGGAGCGGAUGAAAGAAGAGGGCAAGAUCCGGGAGGAGGGAGACGGCAGCGACGAAUCCGAGGGAGACAGCGACGAGUCUUUCAACCCUGGAGAAGAGGAUGAAGACGUCCCUGAAGAGUAUGACAGCAACGCUUCAGUGAGCGACAGCGAGGCGGACGACGCAGACAGCGAGGAUGAAGCCAAGAAGAAGAAGCCUGAAAAGAAGCCCAAGAAAGUGGUGAAGGAGAAGAAAGAGAGGAAACCACGGAAAGAGAAGAAGGUGAAGGACCCCGGGGCCCCGAAGAGACCGAUGAGCGCUUACAUGCUGUGGCUGAACGGCAACCGAGAGCGAAUCAAGAGCGAGAAUCCUGGGAUAUCUGUCACCGAAAUCUCCAAGAAGGCUGGAGAGAUGUGGAAGCAGCUGAGCAAAGACCGCAAAGAGGAAUGGGACCGAAAAGCAGAAGAGGCCAAGAAACAAUAUGAGAAAGCCAUGAAGGAGUACAGAGAGAGUGGAGGAGGAGCGACAGCAGCGUCUGUUACCAAAGAAAAGAAAAAGAAAGGAGGAAAGGUGGAGGCCAAGAAGAAGAGUGGAGGAGAAAAGGAGAAGAAGAAGGAACCUGUAAACGAGAGCUUUAAGAGUAAAGAGUUCAUCUCGAGCGAGGAGAGCUCGUCUGAAUCUGAUCGGGACAGAGGCAGCAAACGCAAGGCCUCUGAGGAUGAGGAGGAUGAGGACACACCCGCCAGCUCAGAGGAGUCCGGGUCCGACUGAAGAUCACGGACCUCUCAGAGACAUUUCCACAUCUCAGGGUUCACCAGGAAUAACUGAAGCGUACUCGGACCAAGACUUUCUACAAGCACUCAGACGGAGAACCUGGAAAUAUCACAUUCUUCAAUCCAUCAUCUGUGAAGCUCUCAGAACUGUUAUUAUAUUUUUAUUUUUUGGUAGAUGGACAUAAUUCAGGGAAGUGUAGAUAGAACUACCUGUAGAGGGUUUUGCCCUCUUUUUAUUUUCAAUUUUUUGCCUCUUUGUUUAUUUUUUUAAAAAUGGUAAAACUGCACUUCAGUAAAUGUUUGCUUAUUUUCAGUAGAUGACAUGUUUUGUACUUUAAACGAUCAAAAUGUUCACUGUUUUGCAAUAAAAGGUCAGUGAGUGA